This is a messenger RNA of Physcomitrium patens, 480 nucleotides long. RefSeq names its product large ribosomal subunit protein eL29z. The record is from RefSeq and is a predicted model, not a curated record. Gene Ontology annotation, cellular component: ribosome; cytosolic large ribosomal subunit. Lineage: Eukaryota; Viridiplantae; Streptophyta; Bryopsida; Funariales; Funariaceae. Gene Ontology annotation, biological process: cytoplasmic translation. Gene Ontology annotation, molecular function: structural constituent of ribosome.
GUGCUCAGGCCCUUUCAUUUCCCGGACUGCUCGUGAGCUUGCUGGAGCACCUGCGAACCCUUCAUCAGGUGACCAUUCUUCCUUGCAAACCCCUUUUUCUGCGUCGCACUGUAAUAUUGUUUGAGUCGCCUCGUCUGCGUCUUAGGUAAGAUGGCGAAGUCCAAGAACCACACUGCGCACAACCAGUCCUACAAGAACCACAAGAAUGGUAUCAAGAAGGUUAAGAAGCAUAAAUACAUCUCAAGGAAGGGGAUGGACCCUAAGUUCCUGAGGAAUCAGAGGUAUGCGAAGAAGCACAACCAGACAGGUGCUGCCGAGGAGGUUGAGUCCGCGGAGGAGUAGAUCAAAUGUGGACACCUAAUCUUGUGAGGGGUAGCCUCGAUUUCUAGUCCUCCUGCCUCUGUGUUCACCUAUCAGAAUAUUAUUUCCUUUUGUGGGACUCUUCUCGUGCGUCUGUAAUUUUGCACUGAUUUUCUUGUA